Molecule: messenger RNA, 2201 nt
Organism: Rhipicephalus microplus (southern cattle tick)
Lineage: Eukaryota; Metazoa; Arthropoda; Arachnida; Ixodida; Ixodidae
Biological process (GO): regulation of gene expression
Cellular component (GO): nucleus
Source: RefSeq, a predicted model, not a curated record
AUGAAAGGCUGCUAUGGCAAAUUGGCCUCUCAGGCAUGCCCCGGCAACAAGGGCAGCUUCUUUUUCACCAAGCUUUAUUCCGCUGAUCUCAUGGACAAUUAUGUGGUACUUGUUCUAAGUGAUGUUCAGGUGACCCAUCUUGUCUCUUUCUGCGCAGCUGAAAAGCAUGACUGUGGUCCAGCGACUCCCGACGAUGGCAAGUCGCAGCAAAUACAACUGCAGAACCCUUCCAUCUGUGACUUCAAUACUGAAAGAGUAUGUGAUUGGAAAGUACGCCGUGAGCUUCGUUUAAUCAAGCGACCAUUUCAGUGCCAUUUAUGCCCUCAGCGUUUCCCAUGGAAAUCUGCUCUCAACAAACACCUACGCACCCACACUGGUGAACGUCCAUUUCAAUGCUCUUUAUGCUUGCUACGCUUCUCGCAACAAUAUCACCUGAGGUCUCACCUACUCCUUCACACAGGUGAGCGACCUCAUAGCUGCAUUGUCUGUUCCAAGUCUUUUGGGAGGAAAAGUAACCUGAAAAGACACAUGAAAUCUCACCACGCUGAGGUAUCUGCAUUUGGUGUGUUGCAACACCACGGACCCGAGCACAUGUGGGUUGGACCCACCUGUCACAGCUCAGACAGGCAUGAUGUGUACGUUCUGUUGGGGCGCACAGCGAUUACCGAGUCCGACAAGCUGCAGCUGGGGCGCAUCCACUGCUGUCAUCUCUGCAGCUACAUGACUGAGAAGCUGUUUAAUCUUAAAGUGCAUUUCCGGACCCACACGGGCGAACGUCCCUUUAAGUGCCAUUUCUGCCCUCAAACGUUUUCACAAAGCCCCCAUCUCAAAUCACACCUGCGCUGUCACACGGGUGAGAGGCCAUAUCAGUGUAAAGUUUGCUCUCAGAAGUUCACGGCAAGGUACAACCUCAAGUCCCACAUGCGUCUCCACACUGGUGAACGGCCGUACCACUGCUCGGUCUGCUCCGAGUCCUUUGUGCAGCGUGGCCAGUGGAGCAAACAUAUGAGGAUGUACCAUAUUCAAAAUACCGCCCAGUGAAGCCUAUGAGUGAACUUGGCAGUGUCAGUAAUCGAGCAAGAAAUGUCUUGGUACCCUAUAACAGUGGAAUGUCACUCCACAACAAAGGAGUUAGCUACAUAAGGUUUUGUGUUUGACUUACCUGUUUCCUUAGACAGUGCCUUAAGGAACUUGAGUAAAGGCUGAAUUGCCUGAUGAGGCCCUCACCCCACUCGCUCCCACAGAUAUACAUACAUGACAUCUCUAGUCAGCUGCAUUGUAAUAUUAUGCAUGAAUUAUUGGAAAGUAAAUAGAUGUCACAGAUUUCUCAACAAAAGUUAGGGAUAUUUAUUUAUGUGCAUUAGUUUAUUCUUAUCUAGCAUAUCAGGCCGCUGUGAUAGCUCAGUGGUUAGAGCAUCAAACGCGUUAUUCUUAUCUAGCAUAUUUUCUUAUAGGCAAUGUCUAUAAAAAUAUGCAUUGUCACUAUGAAUUCGAGCUAUAACAUUGAAGUGACAAUUUAAACUUAGGUUUCAUAGAAAUAACCAAGGUAAAAUGCUCUGUGUGAUAUCAUAUAUACAUUUAUUUAUGAGCAUGCAGGUGUGUGUCUCUUUUUGGCAAUAUGCACGUUUGAACUAUUUGGUAUUUCAUGAUUCCUUGUUAGCACACACUAUUAAAAAAAGCUUUUUUAACAUGAGAGAUGUUUAUUAUUUAUGUUUCAAGGAUUCGAAGUGAAUAUGAGCGUGAUGCAUCUAUUUGUAAACGAAUGAGCUCUAAGAAUUAAAGAUGUGUUCGUUCAGAAUAUGUGCAGGCCCAUAUAUAUGAGCAUCACAUUAUAGCUAAGUUAUAUCUGACAUCUGCUACUUGUUUCUUUUAUGUUUUAUAGUAUGUAUCGUGUCUUGCUUUAAUUAUGUAUUUCAUAAGGGACACUGUUGUGUGCUUCUACAAUUCCUAGUCGUAGCUGUAUGUGAAACAGAGCAUCACAGAAAUUGUAUGCAUUGAUAUUAGUGGCCGUCCCCUACACUGUGGCAUAUUGUACACUGUAUUCUUCUCUGGCACCAUCUUUGUCUGUGGUUGUGUAGCCAUUGCAGACUCUUCGCUUCUUCGUUUGUAUAAUGUGGACACGUUCCACAUAUCAUUAAUUGUGUAUGUACUGUAACAUAUGCAUGGAACAGUUGCAAUAAUAAAAAAGAUUGUCUCAAAAA